AUGGGCGAGCCGCUGUCCAUCGUCAGUGGUAACGCCGGUAUUAUUUCUCAUGGCACUACCGCGUGCAGUGGUCUCCAUACGUAUUUCAGUGCUCUGAAAGACCAAGGCAAAAAUAUUGAAUACGCUUGCCACCACCUAAGUCUACUCAACAGUUACAUCGAGCUCAUUCGGCCCAGCGCGCCAACACUCAGUAGUCGCCAUGCCGAAGCAGGUGAUCUCAUCGCUAGGACACUUAUAAUAUGUGAAGGCGAGCUUGAAGCUCUCGAAAAAACCAUUGACAAACUGAAAAGCGGCAAGGACCAACUUUUCAAGGCCACAGCAGUGCUAGAGACUGUUGUUCAAGCAUUGAUUCUUCGUGAAAACAUAUCUAUUAGCAAUGAUAUAGAGGCUCUCAGAAACGCUGUCCAGGACAACCAUGUGGUCACACAGGACUUUCUUCGCAGAAUCGAAACUGGCGUCGACACUGCUGGCUAUGCUGUCAAGCUAGAAUCAGCACUGUUGAUGGAAAUAUUUACUGCGAUCGAGCAACAGAGAGCGAUGACAUCGAGCAGUCACGCUCUGAUCCAAAGUACCAACGCCAUGCUCUCGGUGAAGCUGGAUAGUGUUGUAAGAGCCUUGAUUCUCCACAUGGACCUUGUCGGAUGGAGCUUGCCCCCACAUAAAAGCACUGGAUCUAAUGAGAGGACUAUAGACGGGACGGAACGGCUCGAGCCUGUCGUUAUUCCCCUCAGCCGCUGUGCCACCGAUGACCGUCAUUCCUAG
Molecule: messenger RNA, 762 nt
Organism: Fusarium falciforme
Lineage: Eukaryota; Fungi; Ascomycota; Sordariomycetes; Hypocreales; Nectriaceae
Exons: 3
Coding region: 1-762 (253 amino acids)
Source: RefSeq, a predicted model, not a curated record